UCUGGUUCAAAUAUAAUGACUCCCAAUUUUUUUUUUUAUCUUCCACAGUCUGUGGCUGAACUUGAUCAGGAAAGUGAGAGAGGGCGUCAUGUCCCCCCUGACCCUGCAGAGACAGCGCAGCAUCACCCCCUGCAUCACCGACAGAGACCCGCUGCCCGACUCCUCCAGCGACAAAGACCCCGGGUCGCCCAGGGUCAGCGAGGGCACCCCUCCUCUGUCUCGAGUCACGGAGCGGGGGGGCUCCUUCAGAGAUGGAGGCCAAAGCCAAGCCGGUGGACCCCGGAGGCGCCUGCGCAGCGUCUCCGUGGCCCCACCUCACCGCACGUCCGACUGUCUUCGCCACGGCAACAGCAGCGAUGCCCGGGCGGUGAGGGCGGUGUGCCUGCUGAUGGGAGGGGCGGCGGCCUCCUCCGCUCUGGGCUACCUCAACUCCUGCUCCCCCUCCUCCCCCCUCGCCAGCAGAGCCACAGACAUCGGCCACGGCGCGGGGGGCUUCUCUGAGCUCCCCGCGGGAGGCUCCUUCCACGCCUGCAGCCAGGACGUCGACUCCCCACCCUUCAACAGCUUCGACUUCGAGGGGGACUCCGACUUUGAUGCAUUUGACUGUGGAGGAUUUGCUUUUUAGUUUUGACUAGAGAGAAAGACUGUUUGAGAAACCCUUCCUUCUCAUCCUUUUGUUGGUAUUCCUUUUAUAAUACAAGGGCAUCAAUUAAUCACUUGUUUGUUAUCUAUGCGUCUAAUUUAUAAAUUAAUGAAUGUGUUCUUCCUGGCCUCAUGCCAAUGCUCCUCAGGUAAAUCAUUCAUGACCUUGACUCUUGCACACAGUCUGUGUUGUAUCUGUCUUUCCAUGCCACAGGACGGCUCGAGGUUAACUGAGGGAGCAGAGUAAUGAUUCCAGACAGCAACAAAGAUGUUUAUGAAGAUAUUUGAGUCUUUUUAUUGGAUGUGUUUCUCCGCUCAUUGUCUCUCAUCGCUGUGUUCAUUUUCUACUUUAUUUUUAUAUUUUAUUUGACCUCUGUGAAUAUUCUCUCCUCCUCAUUCUUUCCAUUUCAUUGGCACUUUGCCACUUUUGCCCCGCUUUCAUAAAAUCACCCCCAUCACCCCCGUUACCC
This is a messenger RNA of Anoplopoma fimbria (sablefish), 1112 nucleotides long. RefSeq lists its product as uncharacterized. The record is from RefSeq and is a predicted model, not a curated record. Lineage: Eukaryota; Metazoa; Chordata; Actinopteri; Perciformes; Anoplopomatidae. The transcript is spliced from 3 exons. Bases 89 to 625 code for a protein of 178 amino acids.